This is a messenger RNA of Rattus norvegicus (Norway rat), 1490 nucleotides long. The record is from RefSeq and is a predicted model, not a curated record. Lineage: Eukaryota; Metazoa; Chordata; Mammalia; Rodentia; Muridae.
GCUCCUCUCUGCAAAUGGGCAGCGCGCGGCGCAGUGACGCUCUGCGUGCGUCACGGUGACGCUGCGCGAAGGGCACGGAUCUUCGGGCGGGGAGGACAUUCGGCCUCUGUGAGCCGCAACCUUGCCCAGCGAGCGGUUGGGUGUUCGCCAUCUUAGGAGGAUGUUCUCGUCCGUAGCGCACCUGGCGCGGGCGAACCCCUUCAACGCGCCACAUCUGCAGCUGGUGCACGAUGUGUCGGGUCCCCGCAGCCCCCCAGGUCCGCCCCGGCGUUCCCGCCACCUGGCUGCCGCCGCCGUGGAAGAGCAGUAUAGCUGUGAAUAUGGAUCUGGCAGAUUCUUUAUCCUCUGUGGACUCGGAGGAAUUAUUAGCUGUGGCACAACACAUACAGCAUUGGUUCCUCUAGAUCUGGUUAAAUGCAGAAUGCAGGUGGACCCUCAGAAGUACAAGGGCAUAUUUAAUGGUUUCUCCAUUACAUUGAAAGAAGAUGGCGUUCGUGGUUUGGCUAAAGGAUGGGCCCCAACUUUGAUUGGCUAUUCCAUGCAAGGGCUCUGCAAAUUCGGCUUUUAUGAAGUCUUCAAAGCCUUAUAUAGCAACAUACUUGGUGAGGAGAACACCUAUCUGUGGCGUACAUCACUGUAUCUAGCUGCUUCUGCCAGUGCUGAGUUCUUUGCUGACAUUGCCCUGGCUCCUAUGGAAGCUGCUAAAGUUCGAAUUCAAACCCAGCCUGGCUAUGCCAACACACUGAGGGAAGCUGUCCCCAAAAUGUAUAAAGAAGAAGGCUUAAAUGCGUUCUACAAGGGUGUUGCUCCUCUGUGGAUGAGACAGAUCCCAUACACCAUGAUGAAGUUCGCCUGCUUUGAACGGACUGUUGAAGCUUUGUACAAAUUUGUGGUUCCUAAGCCCCGAAGUGAAUGUACAAAGGCAGAGCAGCUGGUUGUGACAUUUGUGGCAGGUUACAUAGCCGGAGUCUUUUGUGCGAUUGUCUCUCACCCUGCUGACUCUGUGGUCUCUGUGCUGAAUAAAGAGAAAGGCAGCACUGCCUCUCAGGUCCUGCAGAGGCUUGGCUUUAGAGGUAAGUUAGGCUCUCCUGGGACCUGGCACUGCUUGGGUAGAUGGCGCUGGUUUGUACGCUCACCUUUCUUCUCUGAACCAGGUGUAUGGAAGGGGCUCUUCGCCCGAAUCAUCAUGAUUGGCACUCUGACGGCACUGCAGUGGUUCAUCUAUGACUCUGUGAAGGUCUACUUCAGGCUCCCUCGCCCUCCUCCACCUGAGAUGCCAGAGUCUCUGAAGAAGAAGCUUGGGUUAACUGAGUAGAUAUACAUCAAAGUAACAUGGACUGAAUCUGCUUGUUGAUCAGUGUUGAAAGUGCAAAGGAACUUUUAUAUAUUUGACAAUGUAGGAAAUGUCUGUUCCUGAUACAAUUACUGUAGUACCCUUGCUUAAAGCAAGAGUUUCAAACUUACUGCUAAAUAAACCCAUCUAUUCAUGA